Rotaria sordida is the source of this 1713-nucleotide messenger RNA. NCBI's taxonomy places the organism in Eukaryota, Metazoa, Rotifera, Eurotatoria, Philodinida, Philodinidae. The record is from the annotation of a GenBank genome assembly.
AUGACUGCUAUACUUCAUCAACCUAAUCUUACUGAAGGUCUUACUUUACUCGGAUGGAGAUUAAAACGUGAUGCUGAAAUUCGAGAACGUAAAGAUGAAUCAAAUUUUGAAUGUGAAGUUGAACCAACAUCAACAUCAUAUGCUGCAUUUGAAUAUAUGUCAACAACAGACGAUGGUUAUGAUCCAUAUGCUGGUCUUAAUAUUGAUCUUUGUCUUGAAGUUGAUGCUAUUGAUUUAAAUAAUACAAAUCAACAAAUAAAUGAUGAUUAUGAUCCUUAUGAAGUAUUUAUGAGAAUGAAUACACGUCGAACGGUAACUGGACGUGAACGUGCUCCACUUGCAUUAUUACCAUCACAUACAACAACGACUUCUCCUCUAGUCAAUAAUUAUCGUCAUUAUAAUUUUGCUGAUGAUGAUACACCUGUUAAAUAUCCAUUAGCUAUUGGACAUAUUGAUCGACGUUUAAAACAACAAAAUAUUCGUGGUGGUUAUACACCUCGUACAUCAUUUGAUGAUGAACGUCGAUCACGUGAAUAUCCUCCAAGUGCAUCAUCAAAACGUGUUACAUUUCGUCAUUCAAAUGAUUUUAAUUCAGGUGAUGAUUUUGAUGAAGAAGAAGAAGAUGAUGAUAGUUUAGAAGGUGAUCUUCAUCAACCAAUUGUACGUCGUAAUAAACCACCAAAACGUACAGCUGCACGAUUAGCUGUACAACGUUUUCGAUCAAAUAAUAUACGUUCAUCAAUUGCUGAGGAUGAUCUUGAUGAUGAUAUUGCACCAACAGUUACUGAAAUGGAUAUGUUAGAAGAUCAAGAACUUGAUGAAGAUGAAACAAAUAUUCAAACAACAAGCACUAAAACAAUGUCAUCACCAGUUAAAUUACCACCACCAUCAUUACCACCUAGUAAACCAACUGGUGGAACAAUUAAAUCAUCUUAUAUUGGUAAUAUGUUACCAAGUUUUUAUGAACAAUUACCAGAAUCAAAAAAAAUGCUUUUACAAGAUGCAACUAUUGAUUCAUCAUCAAAUAGUCCAACAACUCAAACAACAACAACAACAACAACAACAGAUGCAUCAUCAAAAAGUCAAAUUGAAGUUACAUCCCCUGGAAAAAAACAAGUUGGUUUAACAACUGAACAUAUUGAAGGUCCUGGUGGUGAAGAAAUAAUUGAUGAAGAAAAUCGUUUACAAUUUCGUAAUACAACAAUAGCUCAACCAUAUAAACGAACAACUGGUUAUCAAAAUACAAAACGAUAUUAUGAAAAUGAUGAUGAUGAUGAUCAACAACAAAUGAGAAAACGUAUGCGUAAUGAUGAUGAUUAUAUGUCCGCUGGUAUGAAUCGUCAUUCACAAUAUGGAAAACAACAUCGUUAUAGAAAAUAUGAAGAGGAUGAAGAAUAUGAUAUUAAUCAAGAUACACAACAACAACAACAACAACAACAAGAAGAAGAAUUUCAACAAACAAUACGAGUACCGGCACGACGAGGUCGUCCACCAUCACAACAUCAUCAACAACAACAACAACAGCAACAACAAGAAGAUCCAUCGAAAAAAUAUGCUCGUAUUAUAGCACAAUAUGAAGAACAACAUGGUUUAAAAUUAGGUGAUAUGCGUGUAUUUGCACCUAAACUUCGUUUACGUAUAUCAAGUGUUAAUGUUAAUUGGAUUAAUUUACCACCAAUACCAAAAUUACCAAAUAAAGUUCAUCAAUCUUAA